AUGGAUGAAAAUGAUGAUUUAUAUAAGGUAUUAGAUGUUGAUAAGGACGCAAACCCUACGGAAAUUAAGAAAGCAUAUUAUAAACUGGCUCGGCAAUAUCACCCUGAUAAAAAUUUAGACGAUCCUGAAGUAAAUAACAAAAAAUUCCAGGAAAUUUCGAACGCAUAUGAUACAUUAGGGAACUCUGAUAAGAAGGGGUAUUAUGAUUUCCUGUCCAGCCUUCAACUAGACUUGGGUAAUGCAUCUUCAGGACUUAAGGAAUCUAUUGCAGAGGAAAUGAAAAACUGUCAGCGCUACACAGAAAGCCCUGUUGAUGAAGACUAUUUUACUCAGUUUGAGAUUUCGGUUAAGCGGCAGAGAAGGCGUAAGCGGGAUGUUGGCAGUAAAAAUAAACAAGAGGGUGAAGAGAAAGAUAAAAUCACCCUCGAGGAAAAGUUUAAGCGAGUGGCCUGGGAAUGGAUGUUUCUGGAAGAGAACCCAUCACCUCAGAGAAAAAAGCGUGUUAGAAAAAAGCAAACGGACAGGGAAGCGGGAGAUUCAAGAGAUGGGUCGACGAAAUAG
Blepharisma stoltei is the source of this 561-nucleotide messenger RNA. NCBI's taxonomy places the organism in Eukaryota, Ciliophora, Heterotrichea, Heterotrichida, Blepharismidae. The record is from the annotation of a GenBank genome assembly.